Messenger RNA from Apaloderma vittatum (bar-tailed trogon), 488 nucleotides. RefSeq names its product adenylate kinase 6 (gene AK6). Lineage: Eukaryota; Metazoa; Chordata; Aves; Trogoniformes; Trogonidae. The annotation marks the transcript as partial. The transcript has 4 exons. The record is from RefSeq and is a predicted model, not a curated record. Gene Ontology annotation, cellular component: nucleus; cytoplasm. Gene Ontology annotation, molecular function: ATP binding; ATP hydrolysis activity; AMP kinase activity.
GUACUCCCGGCGUUGGGAAGACCACACUUGGAAAGGAACUUGCAUCAAGAGCUGGGAUGACCUACGUUAAUGUGGGUGACAUGGCAAAAGAAGGAGAACUGUAUGAAGGUUUUGAUGAGGAAUAUGAUUGUCCGAUUUUGGAUGAAGACAGGGUGAUUGAUGAACUAGAAGAUAAAAUGAGCGAAGGUGGAGUUAUUGUUGAUUACCAUGGCUGUGAUUUUUUCCCUGAACGGUGGUUUCAUAUAGUGUUUGUACUUCGUACAGAUAAUUCAUUUCUGUAUGACAGACUUGAAAGCAGGGGCUACAAAGGAAAAAAGCUGCAAGAUAACAUUCAGUGUGAAAUAUUUCAGACACUUUAUGAGGAAGCUAUGUUGUCAUACAGAAAGGAAAUUGUACACCAGUUACCCAGCAACACUCCAGAAGACCUAGAGAGAAAUUUGGAUCAGAUUAUGCAAUGGAUUGAGCAAUGGAUGAAGGACAACAAUUGA